CGCAGCAGGUGAGCCGACUGGUCGGGGGGUCGCGGCCAUGGCCGAGGCCAGGAAGAGGCGGGAGCUGCUUCCUCUGAUCUACCAGCACCUGCUGCAGGCGGGCUAUGUGCGCGCGGCGCGGGAAGUGAAGGAGCAGAGCGGCCAGAAAAGUUUCCUGGCUCAGCCUGUAACCCUUCUGGACAUCUAUACACACUGGCAACAAACCUCAGAACUUGGCCAGAAGCGAAAGGCAGAGGACGAUGCAGCACUGCAAGCUAAGAAGACCCGUGUGUCGGACCCCACUAGCAGCUCAGAGAGCUCGGAAGAGGAGGAGGAGGCAGAAGCUGAAAUCUCCAAAGCCACCCCAAGACUAGUGUCUACCAUCUCCUCUGUCACAGGGAUGGGUUUGCCAUCAGGCGUGAAAGAAAAAGACAAGGCAAAUACCGAGAAAGCCGGCAAGAUGGGGAACUCCAUGCCACAUGCUGCCUCCAAGGAGGUGGUGGCCCACCUCCUCUCUGGGAAGUCACUCAGAAAGUCAGCAGAGCCCUCGGCAAAUACCGUCUUGGUCUCAGAAACUGAGAAGGAGGGCGGGGUCCCAGCCCUUGGAGCUGCUGCCAAGCGUGGUGAGAAGCCCGUUCCUCUAGGAGCCAAGCCCCAGAGUUUAGGCUGUUGCAGCAGGCCAAAGCACUGCUUUGUCAGGCUCUGGGACAUUCUGCAAGUCAAAGGGAUAGCAUCAGCAGGCCAGGCCGACAGCUCCACCGAGGACACCUCCAGCUCAAGCGAUGAGACAGACUUGGAGGUGAAACCAUCAGUAAAACCAGCACAGGUGAAAGCCUUGCCAGCCUCUACCAAGGAGUUGCCAGCAAAAAAGGCAGCCCCGACCCCUGGGAAGGUGGGGAAUGUGACACCCCAGGUCAGAGGAAGUGCCCUGGCCCCAGCCGGGAAGGCCAAGAAGCCAGAAGAGGAGUCGGAGAGCAGCGAGGAGGAAUCUGAAAGUGAGGAGGAGGCCCCUGCAGGGACACCCAGCCAGGCCUCUGAGAAAAUUCUCCAGGUCAGAGUUGCUUCGGCCCCUGCCAAGGGGACCCCUGGGAAAGGAGCUACCCCAGCACCACCUGGGAAGACAGGACCCCUAGCCUCCCAGGCCAAGGCAGGGAGGCCAGAGGAGGACUCAGAGAGCAGCAGUGAGGAGUCUGACAGUGAGGAGGAGACGCCAACAGCUGUCCCGCCGCUUCAGGCAAAGCCCUCGAGGAAGACCCCCCAGGUCAGAGCUGCCUCAACCCCUGCCAAGGAGUCCCCCAGGAAAGGGGCUGCCCCAGCACCACCUGACAGGACAGGGCCUACAGCUGCCCAGGCUCAGGUGGGGAAGCAAGAGGAGGCCUCAGAGAGCAGCAGCGAGGACUCGGACAGCGAGGAGGAGACAUCAGUGGCCACGAACCUACCCGUGAGCCCAGCUCAGGUGAAGCCCUUGGGGAAAAAACCCCAGGUCAGACCUGCCUCUGCUGUGGGUGUGGGAUCCUCAGGGAAAGGUGCCAGCCUCAUGUCCCCCGGGAAGGCUGGGCCCGCAGCCCCCUUGACCCAGGCAGGCAAGCCGGAGGAGGGCUCAGAGAGCAGCAGUGAGGAGGACGAGGAGUCGGACAGCGAGGGCGAGGUACCCACAGCUGGGACCCCGGCCCAGGCAAAGCCCUCAGGGAAAAUCCUCCAGGUCAGACCUGCCUCAGGUCCUGCCAAGGUGCCGCUGAGAAAAGGGGCUACUGCAGUAUCCCCUCAGAAGGCAAGGCCUGUGGCCACCCAGGUCAAGGCUGAGAGGUCCAAGGAAGACUCAGAGAGCAGCAAGGAGUCAUCAGACAGUGAGGAGGAGGCGCCAGUAGCCAGGACUCCAGCUCAGGCAAAACCAGCUCUGAAAACUCCUCAGACCAAGGCCUCCCACAGGAAAGGUCCCCCCAUUAUCCCCACAUCUGCCAAGGUCACCCUAGUGCAAAUGGGCACACCAGCCCCCUGGAAAGUGGGCGCAGCGACUUCUCAGAGGCCACAGGAGGAUUCUUCAAGCAGCGAGGAGUCAGAGAGUGAGGAGGAGACCGCUCCUGUGGCAACAGCAGGACAGGUGAAGUCUCUGGGGAAAGGUCUCCAGGCAAAAGCUGCCUCGGUGUCCACCAAGGGGCCCUCGAGGCAAGAGACCACUCCAGUAGUCCCUGGGAAGACAGGGCCUGCAGUUAUCAAGGUCAAAACUGAAACACACGAAGACUCAGAGAGCAGUGAGGAGGAAUCAGAUGAUGAGGCGGCGGCCACGACUCCAGCACAGGUAAAGGCCUCCGUGGAAACCCCUCAGGCCAAAGCCAAACCAGCUUCCACCAGAGCGCCUUCCACCAAAGGGACAAUGUCAGCUCCUGGAAAAGUCACUGCAGCUGCUCAAGCCAAACAGGGGUCCCCAGCCAAGGUAAAACCACCAGUGAGAACCCCCCAGAACAGUGCCGUCUCGGUGAGGGGACAGGCGUCUGUGCCAGCUGUGGGGAAGGCAGUGGCCACAGCAGCUCAGGCCCAGACUGGGCCAGUGAGGGGCCCAGAGGAGGACUCGGAGAGCAGUGAGGCGGAGUCAGACAGUGAGGAGGAGGUGCCAGCUCAGGGGAAGCCCUCUGGGAAGACCCCCCAAGUCAGAGCCACCUCAACCUCUGCCAAGGAGUCCGCCAGGAAAGGGGCUGCCCCAGCGCCCCUUGGCAAGACAGGGCCUGCAGCUGCCCAGGCCCAGCUGGGGAAGCAGGAGGAGGACUUGGAGAGCAGCAGCGAGGACUCAGACAGUGAGAAGGAGAUGCCAGCAGCUGUGACACCGGCCCAGGUCUUGACCCCUCAGAAGGACAGUAACUCCAAAACUGCCAGAAGUAAGACCCUGGCCCCAGCACCUCCAGAGAAGAAUGCAGAGGGGUCCUCGGAGAGCAACGACGAGGAGCUGCCGUCGGGCCAGGUGAUUAAACCCCCUCUGAUUUUUGUCGACCCUAAUCGUAGUCCAGCUGGCCCAACUGCUACCCCCGCGCAAGCUCAGGCUGCAAGUGCCCCAAGGAAGGCCCGGGCCUUAGAGAGCACAGCCAGGAGCUCCUCCUCCGAGAGCGAGGAUGAGGACGUGAUCCCUGCUUCGCAAUUCUCAACUCCUGCCAUUACAACCAACAUGGUGACCAUGCCCACUGCUCCCUCAAAGACAGCCCCCAGAGCCAGCGGUUCUGGGGCCAACAGCAGCAAGGAGCCCAGUCGGGUACCAGAAGGCAAGAAACAGGAGGGACCAGUUGCUCAGGUGACAAAGAGGAACCCAGCUUCCCUCCCACUGACCCAGGCUGCCCUGAAGGUGCUUGCCCAGAAAGCCAGUGCGGCCCAGCCUCCUCCUGCCAGGACCCGGGGUUCAAGUGAGGUUGACAGUGCUGCAGGAACACUCCCUGUGACAAGUCCUCUGAGCACCCCUGUUCAGGCCAAAGUGACCAACAAGCUCAAAAAACCCCAGCUCCCUGGGGACCAGCAGGCCACAGCCACUCCCGCAGGACGCCCCAAAACCCAAGCCCCUGGGAGCUCGGAAGACAGCGAGGACAGCAGCAACAGCUCUUCAGGGAGUGAGGAUGAUGCUGAAGGGCCCCAGACGGCCAAGUUGGCCCACGGGCUGGUAGGUCCAGCCACCUCCGGGAGGGAAACCUUGGUGGAAGAGACCACAGCAGAGUCCAGUGAGGAUGAGAUGGUGGCACCUUCCCAGUCUCUCCUCUCAGGACUGACCCCAGCCAAACCCCAGGCUUCAAAAGCCACUACCAGGUCAGACUCCAACCCUUUGGUUUCCUCUACUCCUGCCACCAAAGAUGACCCAGAUGGCAAACAGGAGGCAGAGCCCCAACAAGCAGCAGGCACCAUGUCCCCUAAAACAGGUAGAAAAGAGGCCACCUCGGGCAGCACACCUCAGAAGCCCUGGAAGCCCAAGAAGGGGGCCGGGAGCCCCCAAGCCUCCACGCUGGCACUGGAGAACAGCAUCGCCCAGCGCCUCCUGGGCGAGCCCUGGCCCCUAAGUGAGGCCCAGGUGCAGGCGUCGGUGGCAAAGGUCCUGGCAGAGCUGCUAGAGCAGGAAAGGAAGAAGGCCACGGACGCCGCCAAGGACGGCAGCAGGAAGGGCAGCAAGCGUAAGCUGUCGGAGGACCAGACAGCUGCCAGGGCCCCCAAGAGCAAGAAGAAGAAGCAGCUGGCAGCCGGGGAAGGUGGGGUGGGUGCUGUUUGCCCAGAAAAGGCCUCCAGGACUUCCAAGGGAAAAUCAAAGAGAGAGAAAGCCAGUGGUGACGGCAAGAAGAAGGAGAAGGGGCCUCCUGGCUCCCGAGGGGCCAAGGACAAGCCAGAAGGGGAGCCAGGGACGGUGCCGGUUGAGGGUGGAGAGCAAAGCAACCCAAAGAGCAAGAAGGAGAAGAAGUCUGACAAGAAAAAAAAAGACAAGGAAAAAAAAGAAAAGAAGAAAGCAAAAAAGGCCUCAACCAAAGACCCCGACACACCAUUCCAGAAGAAAAAGAAGAAGAAGGUAGAGAGAGCUCCUGAGGGCUCUGAGGCCAGAAGAGAGCUGCAAGCCCCGUCCCUGGGGGGCAUGUCAACUCCUUCCCUCACACCCAGGCCUGGGCCCUGCCCCCUUCCAUUCUGAGUGUGGUGGGGGACCUUGUGAGCUGUGACACUAGGAAGAGCCUGGAGCAUGUGGAAGAUGUGGAAGCCAUAGAAGUGACCCUGUCUCAUCUGUGAGGCAGAAGGAUGUUUGGAGGGAGGGGGUGAAGGAAGGACCCCCAGGGACAGGGAGACCAGGCAGGCUAUUGCAGUUUCCAGGUGAGAGGAAACAUUUCCGGGGCAGUGUGAGCCCUGGCUGGCAGGGUGUCUCCAGCGAAGAGACAUUCUGCCCAUCUGUUGCAUGGGUGUUAAGAGCUGAUCCCCUGAACGGUGGGUUGUCCUUAUGACCCAGGACCUCAGCACACACAGAUGCAGUUCUCAGCGUGACCAGCAGGGCCUCGGGCAUGGUUAAGAAAGCUGAACAUCUGUUGCUGCAGGGCCCUGGGCUCCCUCCUGGGGGGCACACGAGGCAUUGCCCCUGCCCUCGGGGAUCCCUGCAGAUUUGUUCCAGGGGAGCCACCAGUGCUCAGGCUGUGGGGGCUGCAGUGGGUGGGGAGAAGCUUCAG
Molecule: messenger RNA, 5147 nt
Organism: Cynocephalus volans (Philippine flying lemur)
Lineage: Eukaryota; Metazoa; Chordata; Mammalia; Dermoptera; Cynocephalidae
Gene: TCOF1
Product: treacle ribosome biogenesis factor 1
Exons: 25
Coding region: 38-4624 (1528 amino acids)
Biological process (GO): nucleolar large rRNA transcription by RNA polymerase I
Cellular component (GO): nucleolus
Molecular function (GO): RNA binding; scaffold protein binding
Source: RefSeq, a predicted model, not a curated record